Molecule: messenger RNA, 613 nt
Organism: Condylostylus longicornis
Lineage: Eukaryota; Metazoa; Arthropoda; Insecta; Diptera; Dolichopodidae
Product: probable small nuclear ribonucleoprotein E
Exons: 1
Coding region: 110-394 (94 amino acids)
Biological process (GO): mRNA splicing, via spliceosome; spliceosomal snRNP assembly
Cellular component (GO): U5 snRNP; U1 snRNP; U4/U6 x U5 tri-snRNP complex
Molecular function (GO): RNA binding
Source: RefSeq, a predicted model, not a curated record
GACAUUUAAAAGCCGCGUCUUUUGUGUAUUAAUAAAAUAAACGUUUAUUAAUCCUGUUUUUUUUAUUAUAAUUUUCAUUUAAAUUAAAGUAUUAUUAAAUAAAGUAACCAUGUCUUACAAAGGGAAUACAAAAGUUCAAAAAGUUAUGGUUCAACCCAUUAACUUAAUUUUUCGAUAUUUACAAAAUCGAUCUAGAGUUCAAGUUUGGCUGUAUGAAAAUAUAUCACUAAGAAUCGAAGGACAUAUUGUGGGAUUUGAUGAAUAUAUGAAUCUUGUCCUAGAUGAUGCGGAAGAAGUAUAUGUCAAGACGAGGCAAAGAAAAAACUUGGGUAGAAUAAUGCUUAAAGGAGAUAAUAUAACGUUGAUUCAAAAUGUUAAUCCUACAAAAGAUUAAGGUUAGGUUAAGACAACCAAAAAGUAAUAUUAAAUAAUUUCCAUAAUUUGAAUUGUAAAAUUUAAAUUUAGAUUUAAGGCGAACAUAUGAUAUGAAAUUUAGAAUUGAAUACAUAAAAGAUUAAAUACCUGACUUGAAAGAGAAGUGUUUUUUUUUAUUGAUUUAUGCGAAUGAACAGGUUAAAUCGGGCGGGUUUUUAAAAGUAGUAAAGAGCGAAGA